CAUUGCAUUGUACAAACAUGUAUUUCAGACUAACAUGAAAAGGGGAAGGGUCCUUCUUUUUUUUUUUUUUUUUUCUUUUUUUUUUUUCCUCACAAAGCAUCUGAUUCAAUUUAUCUGAAAUGUUUCUCUAUCCCUUUUAAAAUUGUUGACUUUGUUUUAAAAGCGAGGGAUAAAUCAACAGAGAAUAUUGGAUUUUGCUCUCUGACGGCAGAUAAGGACAUAGCUAUCUAAAUAAUACUUGUGUAAACUGGAUCGAUGUGUGAACUUUGAAACGUGGCGUUUAUUUUUUAGAGUAUACAAGCUGACGCCGCACAUUUAAACCACAUGACUAAACCUGUACAAGAAUGUCUAAAUAUCAGGGUGGCCAUAUUGGAUUUACGGCUGAGGAAAAACCAUGUGUGCCUAUCACAGUGCCAUAAAACUGUUUAAAAGUGUAUGAGAUCAUUGUUUCAAUGAUCAAAAUAUAAUUUAUGUGAAAGAUCUGCCUUUGCUUUCACUGAUCAUAAUGUAUGCAGUUCUGAUGAAGGAGGGGUUGUAUCUUUGAUACCAGAAAUGCUGCACCCCCGGCGUAGUGCCCAGGACGUCCUACAGUGUGAUCUCUGUAAAACUGUCCCCCAAAGUCGCUGUGAACCUUGUAAUGUCGACUUAUGCAACGCCUGUGUUGGGAAACAUAUUUCUGAUUUAUCUAAAAUACACAAUGUCAUGUCCUCCCUACAAAGAAAGUCUACUCCUAGCUACCCAAAAUGUCCGAAACAUGCGAAUAAACACAGUGAACUUUACUGUGAGAAAUGUGACAUUCCUGUCUGUUCUACCUGCGCUUCAGAAAAACAUAGAGGGCACAAUUUAUGUGAAGUUCUUGAAAAUAUCAGCUCUAAUUUAGAGGAACUAGAGACCAGAAUUUAUCCUCGAUAUGAAAAAAUGGUUUCCGAUCUCCAAACUGAGAAAGACGAGUUGCAAACGAAUUAUGGGAAACUGAUAACAGCUACCGACCAACAAGGAGAAGUCUUGCACCGAGAGAUAACCGCCAUUGUUGACCAACGAAAAUCAGACAUCGAGAAGAUAAAAAAUAAACAUAGGGCUGUUUUAGAUAAAAAUACAGAUGAAAUUACAAACAGAAUUACAGAACUUAAAAAGAUCAUUGAGGACCUGAAGAAAAUACUGAACACCAAGGACGCCUCUCUAAUCUCUACUUACAAAUCUAAGAAUGGCGAGUUCCGACAAUUGCCCCCUAAAGUUCAAGUUACAUCACCAAGUUUCUCUCCUUCCAAAAUAGAUAAAGAUCACCUCAAUAAAAUGUUUGGUUCUAUGUCAUCGUUGUCCAUUAUAACAGAAAAACAAGGCUACACAUCGAAGUCACCAGAAGCUAUAUCGUUUCCUCCAGUUAAACCACUGCUUGAUGAACCGCGACUCACCGCUUCCAUAGACACUGGAUAUGGAUGCAGACUACGCAGUGUUAGCUGUCUUAGUGAAAACAAAGUCUGGACAUGUGGAGAUAACAAAAUCAUGAAGCUUCUUAACCUCCAGGGUACACAACUGACAUCAAUACAAACCGAGUCAGGGGACACACCAGAGGACAUAACAGUGACACAGGACGGCGAUCUUGUUUAUACUGACUAUAAUAAUAAAACUGUAAACCUAGUAAAGAAUAAACAGAUACAGACCGUGAUCACACUACAGGGGUGGAUACCUGACAUUCUACUGAAGUGGAUACCUUUCAGACGACAAAGGUGGACACCUCGCUAUGUCUGCAAUACCUCAUCUGGAGAUCUCCUGGUUACCAUGAUCAGUGAUGAUAGAAAACAAUCCAAAGUUGUGCGUUACUCUGGCGCCAAAGAGAAACAAACCAUUCAGUUCGAUGAACAGGGUCAACCUCUCUUUUCAUCUGGUGGUUAUAAAUACAUUAAUGAGAACAGGAACCUAGAUAUAUGUGUGGCUGACAUUGCCGCUAAAGCAGUAGUGGUGGUCAAUCAGUCAGGAAAACUCCGAUUUCGAUACACUGGUCAUUACUCUAAUACCAAGAAAUCAUUUACUCCAGUCGGCAUCACUUCAGACAGCCAGAGUCACAUUCUGACAGCAGACUGGUACAAUGACUGUAUCCAUAUCCUAGAUCAGGACGGACAGUUCCUCCGAUACAUUCAGAACUGUCAAUUACGCCGUCCAUUAGGUUUAUGUGUGGAUAUCAGAGACAACCUCCUCGUGGCUGAGGACACUGGUUAUCUCAAGAAGAUCCAAUAUCUUUAAAACACAGUGUUAAUUACACAUCUAACCAAUAUGUUAAUUGCGUCUCUAAAGCAGCCAUCAUUACAGUUAAUUACAGUUAAUUUCACCUUUGUGUUAAUUUCAGCAUGGUGUUAAUUAUACAAGUGUUGAUGAAGUGUGACUAUUGUAUUGACUGUAGAUCUGUGUUAGUUUCACCUUUGUGUUAAUUCCAGUAUGUUGUUAAUUACAUAAGUGUUGAUGAAGUGUAACUAUUGUAUUGGCUGUAGAUCUCUGUUAAUUUCACCUUUGUGUUAAUUCCAGUAUGGUGUUAAUUACAGAAGAGUUUAUGAAGUGUAACUAUUGUAUUGGCUGUAGAUCUGUGUUAAUUUCACCUUUGUGUUAAUUCCAGUAUGGUGUUAAUUACAGAAGAGUUUAUGAAGUGUAACUAUUGUAUUGACGGUAGAUCUGUGUUAAUUUCACCUUUGUGUUAAUUCCAGUAUGGUGUUAAUUACAGAAGAGUUUAUGAAGUGUAACUAUUGUAUUGACGGUAGAUCUCUGUUAAUUUCACCUUUGUGUUAAUUCCAGUAUGGUGUUAAUUACAGAAGAGUUUAUGAAGUGUAACUAUUGUAUUGGCUGUAGAUCUGUGUUAAUUUCACCUUUGUGUUAAUUCCAGUAUGGUGUUAAUUACAGAAGAGUUUAUGAAGUGUAACUAUUGUAUUGACGGUAGAUCUCUGUUAAUUUCACCUUUGUGUUAAUUCCAGUAUGGUGUUAAUUACAGAAGAGUUUAUGAAGUGUAACUAUUGUAUUGGCUGUAGAUCUGUGUUAAUUUCACCUUUGUGUUAAUUCCAGUAUGGUGUUAAUUACAGACGUGUUUAUGAAGUGUAACUAUUGCAUUGACCGUAGAUCUGUGUGUUGAUCAUACAGUUUUAACUUGCUGUUGUUUACUAAUUAAAGUUUUCAAUAUCUGUAUUAUUAUAGUAAGUUUUGGGUACUGAUAUGAACGUGUUACUAAUUAUUUAUAUACAAUUGCAUUAAUGAGCAUCUAAAAACAAGUUAAAUAAUACAAUUUAAUAAAGAUGUUCUGGUGUAUCCAGGGAUCCGUGUUU
Ostrea edulis (European flat oyster) is the source of this 3305-nucleotide messenger RNA. Its product is annotated as E3 ubiquitin-protein ligase TRIM36-like. The record is from RefSeq and is a predicted model, not a curated record. The coding region runs from base 553 to 2241 and encodes 562 amino acids. The transcript has 2 exons. Gene Ontology annotation, molecular function: zinc ion binding. NCBI's taxonomy places the organism in Eukaryota, Metazoa, Mollusca, Bivalvia, Ostreida, Ostreidae.